This is a messenger RNA of Choloepus didactylus (southern two-toed sloth), 1296 nucleotides long. It is a transcript of the gene KRT40, whose product is annotated as keratin 40. Bases 1 to 1296 code for a protein of 431 amino acids. The record is from RefSeq and is a predicted model, not a curated record. Gene Ontology annotation, molecular function: structural molecule activity. The transcript has 7 exons. NCBI's taxonomy places the organism in Eukaryota, Metazoa, Chordata, Mammalia, Pilosa, Megalonychidae.
AUGACUUCUCACUGUUCCCCCACUUGCUGCUCUACUGAGUCCUGUGUCAGGGCUUCUAAUCUUCCGUCUGCUUCAACCUGCUCAGUGGAAACAACUUGUCUCCCCAAGGUCUGCUCUACAUCCACAUGCCAGAACCCCAGCUUCCUACCCAGGUCGCACUUGCCAGCUGGGUGCUUUGCCCGUUACUACUUUGCUGGGAGCUGUAGUAGUCCAUGCUUGGUGGGGAACGGUGCUUGGUGUGAGGAUGUGGUGUUCAACAGCAAUGAGAAGGAGACGAUGCAGUUCCUCAAUGACAGACUCGCCAGCUAUCUGGAGAAGGUGCGCGGCCUGGAAGAGAUGAACGCAGAGCUGGAAAGCAGGAUCCGGGAACAAUGUGAUCAGGAGAUCCCAUUGGUGUGUCCCAAUUAUCAGUGCUACUUCAACACCAUUGAAGACCUCCAACAAAAGAUCUUGUGCACGAAGGCAGAGAAUUCUAGACUUGCUGUACAGCUUGACAACUGCAAACUGGCUGCCGAUGACUUUAGGUCAAAGUACGAGGCUGAACUGUCUCUUCACCAGCUAGUAGAGACUGACCUCAGUGGCCUGCGCAGGAUCCUGGAUGAGCUGACCCUGUGCAAAGCUGACCUGGAGGCCCAGGUGGAAUCUCUGAAGGAUGAUCUGCUUUGCCUUAAGAAAAACCAUGAAGAGGAGGUCAACUUGCUUAGUGAACAGCUUGGUGACCGGCUCAAUGUGGAGCUAGACACUGCCCCCACCAUCGACCUCAACGGGGUCCUGGAUGAGAUGCGUUGCCAGUAUGAAACAGUGCUCGCCGACAACCGCAGAGACGUGGAAGAAUGGUUUGCUGCUCAGACAGAGGAGCUAAAUCAGCAGCAGCUGUCCAGCACGGAGCAGCUGCAGGGCUGCCAGAGAGAGAUCCUGGAACUGAAACGCACAGCUAGCACUCUGGAGACUGAGCUCCAAACCCAACAAAGUCUGACAGAAUCUCUAGAAUGCACUGUGGCAGAGACCGAGGCCCAGUAUAGCUCCCAGCUGGCCCAGAUGCAGAGCCUGAUCGAUAACGUGCAGGCCCAGCUGGCCGAGAUCCGCUGCGACGUGGAGUGGCAGAACCAGGAACAUGAGGUGCUGCUGGACACGAAAGCCCGGCUGGAGUGCGAGAUCGCCAUGUACAGGGGCCUCCUUGAGAGGGAGGACAGCAGGCUUCCCUGUAACCCUUGUUCUACAACCUACACGUCAAGCAAUGCCUGCGAGCUGUGCUCUGCCUAUGUAAUCUGCGCAGUUGAAAAUUGCUAUGCUUGA